AUGGCCGCAAUUAUCGGAGGGGGCCCACGGAGACCGCCGCGAAUAAUGGCGCGAAAAAACAUAGUCCUGAAACGAUUGCCACGAGGUAAACCAGUUUUCCCUCUCAAAAAUGUACAUAAUCGAUAGUUGAAGGUGCUCGAGACGACGAAACGGCAAAACUGAAGCGGCAGGGAUACGAAGUGCAAUCCGGAGUGCUCACAGUGACCUCGGUAUUGCCAUAAAAUCAAUUUUCAUGCGUACCACCCGUUUUUGCAGAAUCAUCCCUCAAAUUUCAAGCCGAAACAAUUGCCCGGCAUCGCCAAUGACGUGGAAUCGUAUCCAUGCCGAUUCUGCGAUGAAAAAGUGUUUUUGACGACGUCAGGGCUCGAGAAGCACGGAAGAGAGCAUCAUUUGCAGAACAUUGAUGACAUCAUCACGGACAUUGCGAUGAUCAGCGGAGAAUGGAAGAAACGAGAAGUGAAUAGUGUUUUAUAAACUUAAACAUAUUCUAAGCAUGAAUUUUUUGCAGUUCGAACGCCUACGCUCGCGAGAGAGGAUAUCAAUGGACAAGUUGCGGCACGAAGCGCGCGCCCAUCAGCUGGUAAGGGCCGUGCUCGCCGGCGGCAAUCCCGAUGGCUCCUCGUUGAUCGGCGGCGAACAGUACGAAGCGUGCACGAUCUGCAACAUGCUCGUCAACAUUGCUCACCCCACCGCCAUGGAAUCCCACCAAAGAGCUCACAAAAAGAAUGACGAGCUCCGUCUCCAACUGAUCGAUCAGUACGGUCCGGAAGCCGUUCAGCGGCUCACCUGCGAGGCUUGCUCUCUCGUUUUUCCCGAUCAGCCCAAGCUCAAGGCACACGUCGCUUCGCAUCACACCCGGAGGAAAAAGUAUAUUUGCAAGUUCUGUGGGCACAUUUCGCAGAGCAUGUCGGAGCUGAAUCUUCAUAAAAGCGAUGUUCACAACUACGUAAGUAAUUAUCUAUUUUUUGUUUCGCACACUCAUUUUACAGAGCGCCUGGAACAACGUGCCAGAGUUUCUGAAAGCUCGCCGCUCGUUCUUCCAAUACGACGAACGACUGCAGCGGAUGCGACGAAGGACCGCCGAGGAGAUGAUCCAAGACGUGGCGGUGCGGCAGCCGAUGCUCGGAGGAGAUUUCCGAAGGCGACACCGCCGGGAGAGUGACGUGUCCGGAGUGCGGUCUGAAGCUGAACCGACCACGGCUGCUCUUCAAGCACAUGGAACGAGUGCACAUGAAGACCUCGUUCAGCUGCAUGGUCGAGACGGGUGGUCUGCCAACAUUUGAGUCAGUUGGACUGUUAGAGUUACUCUUUUCAAAACAGUUUUCUUCAGAAUCGAAGUGCAAAACAGUGAGAUUUCGUGGAACUGCUGCGAAUCGAGGUUCGACAACCGCGCCGAGUUCAUCCACCACCGACGUCUUCACAUUCCGACGCAGCAAGAAGAGGUGGUCGUGGAGAAUCCGGAAGACCUUCAGAUGCCGACGACCACUCAAGCGAUGGUGGCGAUCGAAGACGGAGGCGUCAACGAAGACGGCGUUCCGACGACACACAACAUUCCGGCGCAUUUCGUGCAGAAUCCAGACGGCACCGUCCAAGUCAUCAUCCCCGAAGGCAUCGAAAUCGGCGGCGAGGUCUAUUUGCUCUUCGAUGAUUACGAGGGUGGCAAAACUGGAAAUCGGAUACAAUUGGUCCCGCAGGAUGUCAUUCAGCAACAGGACGACGAGGCUGGAGGAUCGGGAGAAGUCCAUCACAUGUCACAUCACUACCAGAUCAUGCAGCAAGAAGUGGACGGAGAAGAGGAGAUGAUGGACGCGCUGGGAGAGGAAGAAGUCGUCGAGGACGGCGGAUACGAACAGUAUCAGAUGCACGACUGGGGAAAUAUGGUAGCGAGAAAAUAGACAUUUUGGAUACCGACAUUAUAUUUUCAGGAAAUGAUACUGGUGAACGGGGAUGAAGUGCUCGAAGAAGAACCAGUGGAGCACCACCAAAUGAUGGAAGACGAGGUCGUGGAAGAAGAGGACGACGAGGGAGUCGUCCAAAUCGACGGACAGCCUCUCUUUGACUGA
This is a messenger RNA of Caenorhabditis sp. 36 PRJEB53466, 2063 nucleotides long. Lineage: Eukaryota; Metazoa; Nematoda; Chromadorea; Rhabditida; Rhabditidae. The record is from the annotation of a GenBank genome assembly.